This is a messenger RNA of Dermochelys coriacea (leatherback sea turtle), 1179 nucleotides long. RefSeq names its product transmembrane protein 60 (gene TMEM60). The coding region runs from base 565 to 969 and encodes 134 amino acids. The record is from RefSeq and is a predicted model, not a curated record. Lineage: Eukaryota; Metazoa; Chordata; Testudines; Dermochelyidae. The transcript is spliced from 2 exons.
CCUAGUGCGGGCCCAGCACGGGCCGAACGGGCUGCAGCGAGGGCGAGCCGGACUCAGCCCUGCGGGCGGGAGCGGGCGCCCCUCCCGUGGGCACGCAGGGGACCCCGCCCCCGAGCCUUUCAGAGCUGCCGGUUGGCUGAGGCGUCCCGCUGGGCGGGGAACCGGAGCGGCGGGGCGAGUGAGGCGCAGAGGAGCCUCCCCGUCGGCCCAGGGGAGCUGCGAGUCCUUUCGCGGCGGAGGCGAAGGGCCAGGGCGGGGGCGCCGGUUCAGAUUUUGGUAGAGGUUGAUUCUUCCAGCGGCGGCCGCUGCCAGGUGCCCCGGGGCACUGAACGGAACAGGCACCAGGCCAUCAUCGAGUUGCCCACUCCCAGCUUCUGGCAAACGGCGAGGGCCACGCAGAACAUGGUGUUGGAUCCCUGGCUAAUAUCCUCCGUGAACUUCUCUCGUUCUUACUGGACCCUGUUACGGGUUUGGCCUUCGCAACAUCCCCUAGCAAAGAGUUCCACAUGUUGACGGUUGUUGCUGACAGUUGGGGGGGGAAAACUCCCUAUCAAAGCUGUUUAAAUGAGAAUGUCCCUGGCACAGAGAGUGCUGCUCACAUGGCUUUUCACAUUACUCUUCCUGAUUAUGUUGGUGUUAAAAUUGGACGAGAAAGCACCAUGGAACUGGUUUCUUAUCUUUAUUCCAGUCUGGAUAUUUGAUACUAUCCUUCUCGUUAUGCUAAUUGUAAAAAUGGCUGGGCGAUGUAAGUCUGGCUAUGACCCUCGCAAUGGUUCUCAAAAUGUAAAGAAAAAGGCCUGGUACCUCAUCGCAAUGCUGCUUAAAUUAGCUUUCUGCCUUGCCCUUUGUGCUAAACUGGAACAAUUUACUGAAAUGAAACUAGUGUAUGUCUUUAUUCCCUUAUGGGCCUUGCUCAUGGGGGGAAUGAUUGAGCUUGGAUACAACAUCUUCUAUGUACGAAGAGACUAAGUUGUAACACAACUUUUUCAAGUUGACCAAUAUCAAAUUACUGGAUCAUCCUAUCUUGGUACAAGCUUAAACUUCACACAGCAACUACAAAUAAUAAAUGUCAAUCUGAAAAUUUUAUUUAAGACAGGCUGGUAUUAAAGUGGAUUUGUUCAGUUUUUAUUUUAGAACUGUCACAAAUAUCCUCAUGUAAAUAAAGUAUGUUUGACUUCA